AUGGCUGGUUUUUGCCAGACAACAAAGUCCCAGAACCCCAUGCAGGUGUUUUGGGGCUUUGUGUCAUUCAAGGAUGUGGCUGUGAACUUCACUGAGGAAGAAUGGAGAGAACUGGACCCUGCUCAGAGAGUCUUGUACAGGGAUGUAAUGCUGGAGAACUAUAGGAACCUGGUCUCCUUGGAGUAUCACAGUGGGAAGGAAUAUAAUGUGCAAGAAAGAGCCUUAGUUCAGAAUAUACCAUUUAUUCAGCAUCAUAGAGUCCAUAAUGGAGAGAAACCUUAUGAGUGUAGUGAGUGUAGAAAAACUUUCAGUAAUUAUUCAGCCCUUACAGUACAUCAGAGAAUUCAUACUGGGGAGAAACCAUAUGCAUGCAAUGAAUGUAGCAAAGCCUUUAAUCACAGUUCAUCUUUUAUUCAACACCAGAGAAUCCAUACUGGAGAAAAACCCUAUGAAUGCAAUGAAUGUGGGAAGGCUUUUACUCAGAUAACACAUUUUAUUCAACAUCAGCGAAUUCACACUGGAGAGAAACCUUAUGAGUGUCACACAUGUGGUAAAGCUUUCAGUCACAAUUCAUCCCGUGUUGAACAUCAGUAUAUUCAUACUGGAGAGAAGCCCUAUGAAUGCAGUGAAUGUGGGAAAGCUUUCAGUCACAACUCUUCCCUUAUUGUCCAUCAGUUUAUUCACACUGGAGAGAAACCGUAUGAAUGUAAUGAAUGUGGUAAGGUCUUCAGUCAGAGCUCACACCUCUAUCAACAUGAGAGAACUCACACUGGAGAAAAACCUUAUACCUGUAAUGACUGUGGGAAAGCCUUUAGUGAUCGGUCAGCCCUUAUUCGACAUCACAGAAUUCAUACUGGAGAAAAACCCUACAAAUGUAAAGAAUGUGGUAAGGCCUUCAGUCAGAGCUCAACUCUUAUAAAACAUACAAAAGUCCACACUGGAGAGAAACCCUACACCUGUAAAGACUGUGGGAAAGCCUUCAGCCAGAGUUCAUCCCUUAUUCAUCAUCAGAGGGUUCAUACGGGAGAGAAACCAUUUGAAUGUCAGGAGUGUGGGAAAGCCUUUAGCAGAAGUGCCCAUCUUAGUCAACAUCAGAGGAUCCACACUGGAGAGAAACCUUGUGAGUGCAACAAAUGUGGCAGAGCUUUCAGAUGUAGUUCAGCCCUUAUCAGACAUCAGAGACUUCACAGUGGAGAAUCUCCCUGAAAGUAUGGACAAAUUCAUUCAGAUUUUUCAUUUUGUUAAAUGCCAAAGAAUCAUACUUUCACAGGUUGUUACAAUUGUGAUGCUUUUCUGUUUUGAGGGAUGAAGAUCCCUCCAGCCCCAUUUUCUCCUGCAAAAGAUUAGCUAUGAGAAUAUCAUAAAUCCAAGUGAAGAAACACUGAUCCAAUAUCUCAAAUGGCCUAAUAGACUCUAAACAUCAAUCUCUAUAUAUGUAUGUGUGUAUUUUUUUCUAUACCUGAAAAAUGUCUAAUGCCACCAUGCAGUGAUUUUUAUCUCCUAACCUGAGGAAUAAGCCAAAGAAUUCUAGUUAAAAAAUUGAGUAUGUUGCCUAAUUUGUACUGAUGGAAAUAGUGCUGUGUCCAAACGAAACAGAGAAGCUCUUGGUUAAUUGUAUAUCCAAAUACCACCUUCCUAUAAAUCUUUGCCCUAAUGUAUAGUCAUUUCUAUCUCCAGCACAUACCCUCCUGUGGGCAGCUAUUGUCUGCUUUACCUCAUCCCACUGUUUUGUGAUCACCCGAAAGAGGGUGAUGGAUCCAGUUAAUAGGACAGAUGUCAAGACUGAUGACACUUCAAACACCAAGAGUAUUUGAAGGAAAAUUUACUAUUCAAAUAAAGGAUUUAUGGGGAGAUCAGGGUGGAUGCAAGCUGGUCCAAAAUGGCACGAACAGAGAGGAGGUUGGGCCUUUUUAGUGGCUAGGGUGUGGAGCUAGAGAGCAUCCCCAGGUAUGUGAUUGGGGGAUUCAAGCUUCUGCCAGUGCCAAGAGCUCAAGUGAUGCACCUGGGUUUCAUUAUCUAAAGUUUGAGACGUGGUGGGGUGGGGAGAAAAGUGUGGAAGCUCAAUGCUAUCAGUGGCCAGACAUCAAAAAUAAAGUGAAACUCUUUGUUA
This is a messenger RNA of Lemur catta (Ring-tailed lemur), 2110 nucleotides long. Its product is annotated as zinc finger protein 879-like. Bases 1 to 1206 code for a protein of 401 amino acids. Lineage: Eukaryota; Metazoa; Chordata; Mammalia; Primates; Lemuridae. The record is from RefSeq and is a predicted model, not a curated record. The transcript has 3 exons. Gene Ontology annotation, biological process: regulation of DNA-templated transcription.